CCCCCCCCCCCCCCGUAGUGUGAUUUCUCUGUGCUGCUUGACGCUUCCUUUCUGGUGUAGAUUGGUUUGUUUCGGUGGAGGGGCGAAAGGAGCUCAUUCAGCGACGACCGCCACCAUGAGUGAGGUCUUCGAUGGCUACGAGAGGCAGUACUGCGAGUUGUCGGCGAAUCUCUCGCGCAAGUGCACCUCCGUUUCUGCGCUCCACGGGGAAGAGAAGAAGCAUAAGCUUACGGAGCUCAAAAGUGGUCUCGAUGAAGCAGAUUCGCUGAUCCGUCGCAUGGACCUGGAGGCCAGGAGCCUACCUCCAACUCAAAAAGCCGCAUUACUGGCCAAGUUGAGAGAGUACAAGUCCGAUUUGAAUAACUUGAAGCGAGAUGUCAAGAAGUCUGCUUCGACUGAUGCUGCUUCCGCCAGGGAUGACCUUCUGGAGUCUGGAAUGGCAAAUCAUGCUAAUCCUACCCACGACCAAAGAGGCAGACUUUUGAUGUCUACGGAACGGCUGAAUCAGUCUGGUGAGAGGAUCAAGGAGAGCAAGCGGACUCUACUUGAAACGGAGGAGCUUGGUGUCUCCAUUCUCCAGGAUCUCGCGUCACAGAGACAGACUCUUCUGCAUGCCCAGAACACUCUGCAUGGAGUCGACGAUAACAUUGGGAAGAGUCGCCGGAUCUUGAAUUCGAUGUCUCGACGGAUGUCACGAAACAAGUGGAUAAUGGGAAGCAUCAUCGGGGUGCUGAUUCUGGCUAUCGUGUUGGUGAUAUAUGUGAAGUUGAUGAGGUGAAUGAGGAGAAAUAGUAGUGGUUAGGUCUCGUUAUCGUGGGUUCUCCUCUGGUGUGUGACAAAAUAGAUAAAUUAGGGUAAGAUCAUUUGCUUGUGCAUUUAUCUCCAAGUGUAUAGCUCCAGAGAUAAAGGCUAGUACUCAAAGAACGAGUGGAAGCAUUCCUGCAGUGAGUUGUGGCAGGUUGACACCUUUCUCUUGAAACAUCAUAUCACUGGCUUCAAAUUGCGUAGAUUCUUCUGCUGGAAAGGUAAGCAAAGAUAAUGAUAGUUUUGUUGACUAUGAUUUGUAAUAACACCGGUGGUGUGACAAAUGCGAAUUUGGUGGUUGAAAGAUCUAAUAAUGUAGUUUAUGUGCUACGAAUUUGGUGCCGCAAGCUGAUUGGGGAUAAGGUUGUGUAAUAAAUUUUUAUGCGUUGUAUAA
Physcomitrium patens is the source of this 1198-nucleotide messenger RNA. Its product is annotated as vesicle transport v-SNARE 13. Gene Ontology annotation, molecular function: SNAP receptor activity; SNARE binding. Gene Ontology annotation, biological process: vesicle-mediated transport; vesicle fusion; intracellular protein transport. The record is from RefSeq and is a predicted model, not a curated record. NCBI's taxonomy places the organism in Eukaryota, Viridiplantae, Streptophyta, Bryopsida, Funariales, Funariaceae. Gene Ontology annotation, cellular component: late endosome membrane; Golgi apparatus; ER to Golgi transport vesicle membrane.